UUUUUUUUAAAAAAAAAAAAAGGUUUAUAGAUGAAUUAAUCAACUAAAACAAGAGAGAUAACACUAGUAAGUACUGAGUUUCCAACAAGAUUAAUGGUGGCAGAGCAACCAGUAGCAAGUGCUAGUAAAAGGGAGGCGGAUGGUGGUAUGGACUCAGAGUUAAAGGAAGCAGCAAUAUUUGGAAAUGUAGACUUGUUACGAAAAGCUCUUGACUCUAAACCAACUGAAUACUUCCUAUCCUGGGCGCCUCCAGAUCUAUGUUACCAAGGUGGUAACAUCUUCCACCUUGUGUUAAAUCGAUUUGGAUCAUGCUGUAACCCUCUUCCUUUCAUAAGAGAAGCGAUUCUGAGGUUACCCAAACAGGAUGUCAAACUUCUCCUCUCCCAACAAGAGACGAGGGAAAGUAGCAACCCUCUUCAUUUAGCAGCUUGCUGGGGCUGCCUUGAGAUCAUCCAGCUCAUGCUCAGUGUUUAUAAAUCUGACAGUAAUGAUCCUAUUACCGAAGAUCCUCCUGGCGGAAAACCAUGGUUAGCUUGUCAAUCGCAUGGUGCAACUCCCUUGCACAUGGCCCUCGUGUAUAAUAAGGAGGGAUGUGCUUUGGAAAUUCUGUCAAUGGAUAUGGAAUUGCUUUGUACCAUGCUUGACAAAAACGGAUGGGAUCCUCUCUACAUAGCUGUGCACAACGGAUUGAAUGUUUUUGUUGCAAAGAUCUUGGAAUCCGAUUGUUCUUAUAAUGUCAUUGGUGAAAUGUUUGAAGGGGUAGUAAAGAAUUGCUCAAAAGAAGUUUGGGGAAUAAUGUACAAGAAGCACUCAGAACUUUUGCUGAAAACUGAUCAACACGAUUUCUCGUUCCUCCAUUACUGGGUACACAAAGGCAAGUUGUCAUGGCUACUUCAAUUAUUGGAAGAGGUUGACAUUAAUGCCUUGGAGAAUUUAAGCCGUUCAGUAGACCAAGAAGGUAACACACCUCUACAUGCUGCUGUAAAUCAUGGUUACCAAGAGUUUGCAUCUUAUCUUGUGGAAAAAUGUACGCCACUUGAUCCCCCGCUUUGGCGAUGUGAGAACAAAGAUGGAAUCACCCCUCUUGACAUGGCAUUGCGUAAUAGAGAUGAAGAUCUAGCAUUUCUGUUCAUUUCUAAAGACUCUUGGACUUACAUAGAGCAUGACAGUCAUUGGCAAUCGCGGCUCUUCCUCGCUAUUGAAGCUGGAAUGGAUCGAGUAGUGCAACAAAUAUGCAGCUGUGUUGCUGAAGGCUCUCUGAAAUUUCGUAUCGCUGAAUACUCAGCGUUUUCCAGAAUUGGAACUACCAAUACGGACCGCGAGCAGCCAACGCUCUUACACCUCGUGCUCAAGUGCCAAGAUACUACAGCCAAAUUGUUGCUAAAAACAUUUCCUUAUCUAGUGUUCAAUGAGCGUUACCCAAACAAGAAGACAACCAUUGAGAUGACAUCAGAAGUUGGUCCAGAAUGGCUUACAAAGUUGUUGAUAACAGAACAUCCAUCCUCAAUCAAAAGCUCCCCUAAUGUUUGGAUCACACUUUGCGGUCGAGGUCACGUAGAAGCUCUUGAAGCCUUCAUAAAGUAUCACCCAGAUUUCAAGAAGCUUUGUAUAGCAGAACAAGAUUCACCCCUACACCAUAUUAAAUUGGCUAGUUACCAAGACUAUGAAAAAUUUCUAAAAGUUCCUUUUAUUUGGGAAAUGAGAAACAGUCCUGAUAAUGAAGGUAAAACACCUUUGCAUUGGGCACUUGAGAGAAAGGAUAUCUUGCUAGCAGAAGUACUACUAAAAAAUGGGGUUGAUCGCAAUAUCAGGGAUAAAAAGAAUCAAAGUGCUGCAAAAUUGUUAGCAAAGCUAUGUAAACGAGAUUAUGAAUGGGACAAGAUGUCUAGACGUUUGGGAAUCAAUCCAAGAUUACAAAAUCUAGGUUCAUCAGCCACAGAAAUGAGAACUACACUAUCAGUCGUGGCGGCCCUUCUUGCAACACUUACAUUUGCAGCUGCGUUUACAAUCCCUGGAGGCUUUAACCAAGAUACCGGAGAAGCUAUUCUAGCAACAAAGGCUUACUUUAUAGUGUUCAUAUUGGCAGACACAUAUGCUAUGUGUUGUGCAAUGUUAGCCUUAUUCUGCCUAGUAUGGUCUAUUGUCUCGGAUCAACAUGAGUCACAGGUACUAAUUGACCGCAGUGUGCUCGUACUCGUGCACUCUUUUUAUGGAACCUUGAUGGCGUUUGUGACUGGAAUCUACGCUGUGAUACACCAAAAGUCAUUAUGGGCAGCCAUCCUUGUUCUCUUCAUGUGCUCUCUCGUAGCCAUAAUAUCAAGCAGAAAGUCUUUUUUGUACAAACUACUUGAUAAAUUGGUCCCUACUAUAGAUAGGAAAAAAGAGAAAGAAUGUGUCGUAUAAUCAUGAUUUCUUGAUUUUUCCCAACAUGCCUUGUUCUUUUGGAAUUUAGUUAGUUCGAUUCAAUUCAGUUCCUUUUAGAUUAAUUUACUUCAAUUCAGUUUAAUUCAAUUCAAAUCAAUUUAGAUCCAUUCAAUAUAUUUUAAUUCU
Molecule: messenger RNA, 2550 nt
Organism: Chenopodium quinoa (quinoa)
Lineage: Eukaryota; Viridiplantae; Streptophyta; Magnoliopsida; Caryophyllales; Amaranthaceae
Product: ankyrin repeat-containing protein ITN1-like
Exons: 4
Coding region: 94-2403 (769 amino acids)
Cellular component (GO): plasma membrane
Molecular function (GO): protein phosphatase regulator activity; protein phosphatase 1 binding
Source: RefSeq, a predicted model, not a curated record